AAAUGUAAAAUAAUCAUUAAAAAAAAUGAGUAUUUACCUUGUAUCACUCUGCCCCCUCUGCUUCAAGCUUCUCUCCGUGCUUUACUUCACGUCUCCUUUCUUGGUUCUCACAAAAACCCAUUUGGGUAUCGUUCAUUUUUUCUUCUUCUUUUCACUCUGUGCUUUUUCUGAUAUUUCAUUCAUAGUCAUGAUUUCUGGGUUUCUCUGAUCGGAUCUGUUGAAUUACAUAUUUGAUUCCGUUUGGGGUUGGGAAGAAAGGAAUUGGGUUGUUUUUUCCUUUCCGUGUUCGGUUACCGAGACGCAAGAAAACCCAACAUUUUUUUUGUAUAGCUAUAUGUAACUACAUCUUCUUAAUCUUGGUGAGUUGGGUUUGUCUCUUUAUUUAUUUCUUUCUUGGGAGUACUGAAGUGCCAGUAAAGAGAAGGUGUAGGAAUUUUCUAUCCUAUUUUCUGACGUUUUCUUAGUUACCAAACGGACGAUUUAGCUCUUUUGGGCAGAGAAAAUGUUGGGGACUGGAUUACAGCUUGGAACAGUUCAUAGGGAGGAUCGGUUUUACAUUCCCUUAAAAGCAAGAAAAAAUCACUAUCAGCAAAAGCAAGCUCGCAAAACCAAAAACCAUAAAAGUGAGAGUCCAGGUUCAUCAACGAAGAACACAGUUACGGUUUCUGAUAAUCAAAAUUUGAAUGAGCGUUCUGAGCCAUCUAUAUCGCCUUCUAGUAAUCUUGAGAGGUUCUUGGAUUCCACUACGCCUUUCAUUCCGGCACAAUAUUUCUCUAAGACGACAAUGAGGGGUUGGAGGACCUGUGAUGUUGAGUUUCAGUAUUAUUUUCCAUUGAAUGAUCUUUGGGAAUCGUUCAAGGAGUGGAGUGCAUAUGGAGCGGGAGUGCCUUUGGUUCUUGACGGAAGUGAUUCUGUCAUUCAGUACUACGUUCCAUAUUUAUCUGGAAUUCAAUUAUACGGGGAAUCUUCUGACAAAUUAAAUUCAAAAGCAAGGCAAGUUAGUGAGGACAGUGAUGGUGACUACUAUCGAGAUUCUUGUAGUGAAGGAAGCAGUGAUUAUGAAACUGAAAAGGGCAUGAAGUAUUCUGGGGAGCAGAGAAGUCUUCACAAUCUGACUAGUCAGGCUUUUUCUAGAAUGGGCAGGUUAUCCAUGCAUGAUGAACACAGUGCAGCAUUACAAGAAGGUUUUUCAAGUGAUGAUGGGGAAGCUCAGAAUUCUCAUGGUGUACUACUCUUUGAGUAUCUUGAGCGAGACACCCCAUUUAGCCGUGAACCUCUGGCUGACAAGAUAUCGGUUCUGGCUUCUCGAUAUCCUGGAUUGAAGACAUUGCGAAGCUGUGAUUUGCUUCCAGCCAGUUGGUUAUCAGUAGCAUGGUAUCCUAUAUAUCGGAUACCCACGGGUCCAACAUUAAAAGAUUUGGAUGCUUGCUUUUUGACAUAUCAUUCCCUUUCAACCCCAAUGACAGGUAGUGUAAAUAACCAAGUUCCUACCAUGGUUAUUCCCAAAGAGAUAGAUGGUGUUCCGAAAUUUUCUUUAUCUGUUUUUGGAAUGGCUUCUUAUAAAUUGAAAGGAUUCAUGUGGAUACAAAAUGGGGAAAGUGAAUGCCAUUUAGCAAACUCCCUCAUGCAAGCUGCACACAACUGGCUUAGACGGCUUCAGGUUACUCACCCAGAUUUCCAGUUCUUUGCUUCCCAUGGUAUGUACUGCAGGUGAAGCCGGAUUAUGUUUUGCAUUGGUAGUCAUCUCAAUUUCCACUCCUUGAAUUAUAUCACCUAACAGAUUGCACGCUUGACGUGCAACCAGUAUGGAAAUAUAUGACAAUUCUGGUGACAGGCUCAAUCUUUGGUGGGUGUUCUUUUAAGAAAACAGAAGUCAAUCGUAAAACCUUUGAUAGAUGAAAAUGGAAAGACAUGUAUGAAGAGGUACAAGGAUAGAAACUAGUGAGAACAAUUGGAGGCAGAAUAAUUGGCAAAGAGAAGUGAGAAGAUGGAUAUUGAUGGUCAUUGCUGGAGGUGUGUGUAUGGUAUGGGUGUUGGUAUUAUGUUAGGAAAAAAGAAAAAGUAUAUUGAAGUUUGCAAAGAAGCAUGUUGUUUUGCAUGCGAGAACUGUGUAUGACAAGAGGAUGUAUAGUUUUGUAAAAGGGUCCCCAUGGUAGACUAACAUGUAUCCUUUUCUUUUGGUGAUGGUAAAAAUCAAUAAAUAGAAUAAUGUAUUACUUGUGGUUAUGCAUUUCAUAUAAAUAGAAGAAUAUUGUCUAUUCAAUGAA
Messenger RNA from Humulus lupulus (European hop), 2267 nucleotides. RefSeq lists its product as uncharacterized. Lineage: Eukaryota; Viridiplantae; Streptophyta; Magnoliopsida; Rosales; Cannabaceae. The transcript is spliced from 6 exons. The coding region runs from base 503 to 1714 and encodes 403 amino acids. The record is from RefSeq and is a predicted model, not a curated record.